Molecule: messenger RNA, 1584 nt
Organism: Aspergillus nomiae NRRL 13137
Lineage: Eukaryota; Fungi; Ascomycota; Eurotiomycetes; Eurotiales; Aspergillaceae
Product: fungal specific transcription factor domain-containing protein
Exons: 5
Coding region: 1-1584 (527 amino acids)
Source: RefSeq, a predicted model, not a curated record
AUGCGACUAAACGAUGCAUUCCAUCCGCAGCGGAAAGAGGGCAUCCAAUGCCAAGCCGGGGUGGAGGCAGAGCUUGUUAAUGAGUUUAUCGCAUAUAAGCAGUGGACAAGGACGUUUCUCCAUGACUGGCUUAGCUUGCUCUCGUGUAAAACACCAUUAUACUGCUUGCCAGCUCAAUGGGAAGAAUGGUUACAGUCUGAGAUGGGUUUUCAACUCGGGGCCCUUCGAGACAAUAUCAAUGACGCCCAAUCAUCAAAAGAAAAUCUUCUGAACACUGAUUUAAGUAACGGUCGACUGCCGGUAUUCACUGCACUACCUCCACAGCAAGAGGCUGUUGAAGUCCUAAGCACGUUGUUCACAUACACUAAAGAUGUAUUUCCCCUAUUCCACCCUGAUACUUUCACAGAUCUUUUGCAUAGCAGCUAUGAACGAAGGCGACCCGGGGAUCCAUCAUGGUGGGCUGGCCUAAACAUAGCAUUGGCAAUUGGCUAUCGCUACCGAUCCCUGCACCAAAAUGACCAGAGUGGUGCUAGAGCGAAGUCGAAUGUAUACUACAAAAAUGCACUUGCCGCUGUGCCGGAGCUUCUAUUACGCAGACCUGACUUGAUGGCUGUUCAAGCACUCCUAGGCAUUGUUUUUCUUUCAUGCAAUGGGUUUGACACCCCAAUGUAUCAGAAUAUAUUAUCUAUCGCAAUUCGCUCAUGCGCUGAAUUUGGAAUUCAUGAUACUUGCGUGAUCCCCCCGUCUUCAUGCACAAAACAAGAGCAACCAAUGUUGAUUUUGUCUCUUGGUUAUACAAUGGAUGAGCUAUACCGUCCGUGGCAAGGCCUGCCACCCAGCAAUGCCCCAGCCUAUCUCGGCGCGGACAGCCCCCAUCCAGACUGGGUAUAUGAGUCUAUCGCUCAGAUCUCCGGUCUUUCUGACAUAGAUACUUUUACUUGGUUUCGCCGCCUAUCAAUCGUCCGACAUAAGAUAUGUUCGUCUCUCUACAGGGCAAAGGCCUCGCAGAUGUCCCCCCAUGGACAAUCUUCAAUCGUACAGGCCUUGCAACUAGAAUUAACAAGUUUUCAACGAGCCUUACCUGUUGACCCUGCCCAUGCAAUAGAAUUCGUGAACAAACUACCGGGCAAUCUGAAGUCUCCUACCGUGUCACUCCUAUGUGCGUAUCACAAUACCGUUAUUUUACUGCAUCAGACGCAAAUAUUCUUCCGGGCCCCGAAGACCCCAACUCGGCCCCGAGCUACGGAGUUCUCUCACACGGCAUGUGUAGGCGCUGCCCGCCACACUGCGCUUCUAUUGAAGGCCCUUCCUCCCAGAUGGUGGCCGUUUGGGAUCCGACUUGUAGCCCUAUACAUCUUUUCUGCGUUCAACAUUUUGUUCGCUAGUGUGCUCGACAACCCUAACAGUACUGCAGCUCAAAGCGAUCUCGAGUUAAUGGAAGCAAUGAUCUCUCGCCUUUCUACAUGUGCAACCGGGGAUGAACUGUCACGAAGCCCGAGUUUGGCUGAGUUUACCUUCUUUCUUCAAACGUCGCGAGAAUGUCUUGGGUUGGCGUAUUCUAUGGUUCACAAAGCGCAAUCGUGA